AUAACAAAGCUUUGGAAACAAAUAAGCUCUUUUCUAUGUUUUAUAUUCUACUUUUAAAUGCAGAAUUUAAUCGAAAUCCUAUGUCGGAAUAGCUCGAAGUCCCGCUAUGUCAAACAAAUUAUAAUUUCCCUUGCGAGUUCGAGAUAGCGGGCUUGACUGUAUUAGGGCUUUGCUAAAGGCUUCCUACCCGACCGUUGCAGAGUGCAAAACACAGUGUUAUACAAUUUAUGCAAAAACUGAAGUGCCAUUGCGUCAGGUUUGGAGAGCAGUACGCAGUGGAAACCGGUUUAUAAUUAUGUAAUGAACCUCCUUAACUGCGCUAUUACCUACAGUCCUUUUACUACGGUACAUUAUAACAUCUAUAAGUAACUGAUGCUACAACUUUUUGCUCGAAGCAUAUCCUACUUAUGCUCUAGGAAUCGACGACAGUGACGGUGAAUUACUUAAUAAAAUUUUUCGAAAACAACCUGUUCCUUCUGCCGAAAGUAACUUAGCUUUAAUUAUUACCAGGUUUUAUUGUACACAAACCUGGCUGUGGUCAACAAUUUUUAUUAAAAAAAUGAUGUGUUUACAUUUUUGGUACACCAUGAUUGUUUUCAGCUCAACAAAUCUCCAUUGUGUCGUAGCCGACAGUUUGGUCGUCAGAUCUCCUAAAGUAUUACUUAUACAAAUGAAACAAUGGAUAUAUCAGAUAUCAAAACGAAGGAAAACAGUGGCGACGAAGAGCAGAGAGAGCAGAACAGCCAAGCAUCGCCAGCGCUCUCGACGCGAUCUGUACGAUCUGCACGGGCAGACGACCCAAACGCCAAGCUCGCACGCUCACCUGGUAUAAAAAUCCUGCAAAUGGCCGGGCAAGCCCCGGUUUAUAACUGCAGAUUUUCUGUGAAGGAUUUUAAGCUGCGGAACCCGACAGUACCAGACGACGCCAGUGAUGAGUACGAUACAGAUUUGGAAUCCGAAGAGCCACCAAGCACUCGUAAAGCCAUUUUUCACGAUACAACUGGCAAAGAGAUUUACCUCGAGGCUUGUAAACAUUACGAUGUUGUUCCGGCAUCUUACUUCACUCGUAAUAUAUCAUCGAAGGUUGUGAAUUUAGCGCAUCACGGACUAGGAGCACAUGGCAUCAAACCCAUUGUUGUAGCUUUGUUGCAGAACACGAAAAUUUGCGAGCUCGAUCUUCAAGACAACGCCAUUGGAGAUGACAGUGGCAAAGAUGUCGCAACAAUCUUCUUCGACAAUUUUUAUAUUACGAGGCUGAAUAUCGCUUACAAUAUGCUUGGUCUUAAAGCUGCAAAAGCAUUCGCUGAGUCUUUAGAAGCCAAUGGGACAUUGCGAGUUUUAGAUCUUUCUGAGAAUAUGCUGUGCAACAAAUGCAUGGAGACUCUUUGUAGUGGCCUUACAAGUAAUUACAGUUUAACUGAACUUAACCUCAGUAAGAACAAAAUUACUGAAGAAGGCGGUAAGUACAUAGGUGUUAUGCUUUCUGAACAGCGCUCAAUAACAGACCUCGAUUUGAGUUGGAACGGACUCGGAGCGCACGGAACGGAGGCAGUUUUAAAAGGAUUAAAAGAUAAUAUUAUAUUAAGAAACCUAAAGUUAUCUUGGAAUGCUAUCGGAGUUAGUGGAUGUAAAGCGCUGAGCAAGGCUUUUGGCUUCAUAAAUUUACCCUGCUUGGAUAUUUCAAACAACAGACUUUUAGCGGAAGGCGCAAAAAUUUUAUCGCAAGGACUAAAGAAAAAUACAUCGUUAAUAACUUUGAAAGUGGGGCAAAAUAUUCUAGAAAAUACUGGAGUUUGUUUUAUAUUAAAGGCAAUUUUACGGAAUACGGAGUCAAAAUUAAGCACAAUAGACAUAUCGGGUACCGAUCUUGAAAAAGAGUUUUACGAGCUUGAAAAAGAAAUUCGUCUCAAUAAUCGUAGCAUCAAAUUUAUCCAUGAGACAAUGUUUAAAGAAAAACAGCCAAAGCGAAUUACAGACCCACGGGAAAUUUUGAAGAAGUUUUUAGAUGACAAUGGUAUUCACAAGCUUGAUUUGUUUGACUUCAUAGACAGAGAUGCAAGUAUGUCGAUCAGCGUAGACGAGUUCAGGAAAGGACUUAAGGUGGCCAACUGCGGACUGGUAGAUUUCCAAAUUGAUGAGCUCAUGCAGUUGUUAGACCAGGAUCAAGAUGGCGAGAUUGAUUAUAGCGAGUUUUCUGAGUUGUAAUAUUCGUUAUUAGAAAAUUUUAUUUUGUUUAAAAUCCAAAUCGUUUUAUAAACGACGCUUAGAUCAUGUACCCAAGUAAUAAUCCAAGUUACCUUGCUGCGACCCUCAGAAGCGCGGUGGUUCCCAGACUCCUUUGACUUCAAUACUUCAAUAAUUUAUUUUACAGACCUCUCAGUGACUCAAAGAUUUCUAUACACAUAGCAAUUUUAUAAGGGAAAGUGGACAGCGAGAAAAGUAAAUUUGAUUAUUAUAAGAUAAAGAGUUCUCGGCGUUUAUAUCAAACCUAAUCAUAAAGGGCUUGCUUUUACCCGACGAAGACCUUGAGUUACCUAGAAGUGGUAAUGCCAAAACCCAACUAUUAGUUUUUCGUGGAGUUUACAUUUUCUCUUAAUGUGUAUCUAUAUUAUUAUUUACAUUCGUUAUGCUUAUCUUUUUUCUUAUACAUUCCGAAUCCUGCAAUUAACGUUUCUGCUUUAAAGAAGUAUUUAUCGUUGUAUUUACAGAGAUAUAAGACUCAGUAUAGCAAUCAUGGUACGUGUCUAUGAUCUAGAGAUAAGGGGGAAGAGACGAUCUCCACUUGUUGACUCGAACGCAUUAAUUAUCAAAUCGUAUGAUUACAGUGGCUUUGUUACAAACAUGAAGGAAGGGGGGAAAUAAAGUUUUUUUUCAACUACCGAAUAUUGUAAAGACGUAGUCAAACUUUUUAAAGCAUGCUCUUUCACCCAUACCUAAAACAUAGUAUUUUCACCCAAAUCCCUUCUCUAUACACUAAUGGCCUGUAUAUAGCCUCAGAUACAAAUCGAUCAACUUUUAUUGAAAAUGCUUGCAUCCAUUUAUGAAUAAACAUGAUUCUAUAUAAAUAUGUAUUUUAUAUAUUCUUAUGUUCAGAAGAAAAAAAUUCUUUGAAUUAAAAA
Rhopilema esculentum is the source of this 3119-nucleotide messenger RNA. The record is from RefSeq and is a predicted model, not a curated record. Lineage: Eukaryota; Metazoa; Cnidaria; Scyphozoa; Rhizostomeae; Rhizostomatidae.